AUGCGAUGGUGGGCCGGUGAGCAAAGGAGCGUGACGAGCCGACGUACGGCCGUGGAAUUGUGUGACAGCGAUCGCUGUCGCUCCGUGCACGGAAUUAGUGGUGGAUUUGUUUUUCAUCAAGGGUACCAUCAGGCGGCGCUAAAGCCCGCCCCCAACCUAACCCGUCUCCUACCCACACGCUGCCGCCGGCCGUCCGCCCGCCCCACCCUACCCACGCGCUGCUGCUGCCGUCCGACCGCCCCACCCUACCCACGCGCCUCCGUCGCGAACCCCACCACAUCCCUCAAUCGCACACCGACGCCCUCUCCCUCCGCUCCGGCCGCCGCCUUCUCCCCGCGCUCCGGCCUGCAACAACGGCCUUCUCUCUCUCCCAGCGCUCCGGCCUUCUCUCUCCCAGCGCUCCGGCCUUCUCUCUCCCGCGCUUCGGCCCUCUCUCUCCUAGCGCUCCGGCCCUCUCCCUUCCCGAGCUUCGGCCUCCUCCCUCUCCCGAGCUCCGGCCUCCUCCCUCCCCGCGCUCCAGCGUCCUCCCUCCCCGCGCUCCGGCCUCCUCGCACUCCUCGGUCUAUUCGCCUUGCUACUGUGGUCCGGUCGCCUUCGUCACCGCGCUCCAUCCGCCUUUCUCCUCGAGGUUCGGCCGCCUCCCCCUUUCCCCGAGGCCCCACGGCUGCGUCGCCGCCGCCCAACCGCUCGGUCCACAAGCUAGGGAUCUGGGCCGCCCUCCUCGCCGUGGUGGCCCUACUGGCCGUUGGUGACAGAAGCGGGGUGGAGGUUUUUAAAGCUUGUCUGUGCCUGCAUGCUGAUCCAUCUACAAGUAGACAACAAUUGCAGGACCUGCGCACAACACUCGGUACCGAGGCAAAAUUCAUAGUUGUAGUUGUCUGCAAUUUACUAUGGGAAAAGGUCAGAAGAUUGUCCUUCCAGCGUGUCGUGGCCACCUCCCCACAGCACCGCCUCCAUCCAGCGCGCCGCCCUGCUUCCCCACAGCGUGCCGCCGCAGGCGUAACCCUACAUCGCACAUUGAGAAAUGGUGGCGCGCGGGGUGUGAGGCGGCGUCUCCCCACCAUUUUUGUAGGUUGCCGCAAAAACAAGAUGCACAAGUUCAUCUUUUGUAUGCUUUUCAGUACAUCUACUUCCCAAUGCUCGAUCCAGGAGGUGCUAGCUCAUGCUGGCUGGAACUAGGAUGCAAAAGGGUUGACGGAUCCAUGCCGCACAAGCACUGCGCCAUGCUCAGUCCAACCACGUGGCUUCAGGGUGGCCGAGUUCGUCGCGACCAUCAGUUCAGAGACCUGCGUCACUGCUCGUGUCGCUACCAUGGCCACCUGCAUCACUGCGUGAUCGGUCAACAACCUCCUGCACAAGGAAAAGCAACAGGAGUAGAGGCGUCUGAGAUGCUCUUUUCUGGCGAGGUGGCUGAUUAUGGUUGUCAGUUUGUAAUACUUUGGCCGCAGUGUACUUAUGUAUCUUUUUCUGGCCGGAGCAUGACCUGAACUUGUGUCAGUAAGAACUUUGAUUGUGAUGGUACUACAAACUCUAUAAAAACACCAGCAAUCCAUUUUUACCGGUACUUACCUUUUAUUCAA
Triticum dicoccoides is the source of this 1580-nucleotide messenger RNA. RefSeq lists its product as uncharacterized. NCBI's taxonomy places the organism in Eukaryota, Viridiplantae, Streptophyta, Magnoliopsida, Poales, Poaceae. The record is from RefSeq and is a predicted model, not a curated record. The coding region runs from base 1 to 1179 and encodes 392 amino acids. The transcript is spliced from 6 exons.